Zingiber officinale is the source of this 2359-nucleotide messenger RNA. Its product is annotated as MACPF domain-containing protein NSL1-like. Gene Ontology annotation, biological process: plant-type hypersensitive response; regulation of salicylic acid mediated signaling pathway. Lineage: Eukaryota; Viridiplantae; Streptophyta; Magnoliopsida; Zingiberales; Zingiberaceae. Bases 152 to 1993 code for a protein of 613 amino acids. Gene Ontology annotation, cellular component: plasma membrane. The record is from RefSeq and is a predicted model, not a curated record. The transcript has 7 exons.
CAAGAUAAAAAAUGGAAGACGACGACGACGACGACAACGACGACCUCUUUUCUAGUCGCUUCUUUUUAUUCUUACUCUCAUUCUACGACUACUUUGCUGUUCUCGGUUGCCGGCAUCUGAGACACUGCGAGGGCGGCGGGAGAGAGGUACGAUGAUGGCGGUUCAAAGUCGGAGCAAUUUGACGCCGGCGGUGGCGGCGGCGGAGGCCGUCGCGGCGAUCGGAUGCGGGUACGAUCUAUGCUACAACUUCUCCUUUUCCCACGUGAAGCCAGGACCGGAUGGCUCUCGGCUGAUCGAGCUGGACCAAACCCUCGUCCAAGAUCUCGUUAUGCCGGGAGGUGUCGUCGUACCCAAUGCCCCCAAGGUCAUCAAGUGCGAUAGAGGGGAGAGGACGAGGUACCGGAGCGAUGUCCUCUCGUUUAACCAGAUGGCAGAGCAAUUCAAUCAGAAUCUCUCCACACCGGGAAAAAUUCCCUCUGGUUUGUUCAACGCCAUGUUUGAUUUCGGAGGAUGCUGGCAGAAGGACGCGUCAGCUACCAAAACUCUCGCCUUCGACGGCUGGUACAUAUUACUAUACCACGUCGAGCUUGUGAGCUCUCAUAUCGUCCUGCUUGACAGUAUUAAGCAGGAAGUACCUUCCUCAUGGGAUCCUGCUGCACUUGCAGAGUUUAUCCAAAAAUAUGGCACACACAUAAUUGUUGGUUUAGCAAUGGGCGGUAAAGAUGUGGUCUACCUUAAGCAACAGAAGCAUUCUCUUCUUCAGGAAAGUGAGGUGCAAAAUUUGCUAAAAAAAUUAGUCGACGGGAGAUUUUCAGAAACUACAAAAGGAGAUAAUACCUUGGCUAAUGAUGAAUCUUCUAGACAGAUGAAGGUCACAAAUUUUGAGAACCAAGAUAUACACACACCAUUUUUGAAGUCAGUGUCUUCUCGAUCAACUAUGGUAUUACAGACAAAGAAUGGUGAUAUUGCAAGUCAUUUUGUGCGAAUAGGAGGAUUUGACAAAGGGCAAAGCCAUGACCAAUGGCUUGUAACAAUACCACAAGCCCCGAGUUUGGUGUCAAUGCAUUUGGUGCCUAUAAUUUCUCUGUUGAAUGGUGUUAAAGGAAGUGGGUUCUUAAGUCAUGCAGUGAAUCUUUAUUGUAGAUAUAAGCCACCGAUUGAAGAAUUGCGUCAUUUUCUUGAGUUCCAAAUACCUCGUCAGUGGGCUCCAGCAUUUGGUGAACUACCUCUUGGUCCUCAACAAAAAAAACAUUUACAAUCACUCCAGUUUACACUGAUGGGUCCACGACUUUAUGUUAACAAUAUUCAGGUUCAUUCCCAGAAACUUCCUGUGACGGGUCUUCGACUUUACCUGGAAGGCAAGAGGAACGAUCGCUUAGCAAUUCAUCUUCAACACCUCUCUUCACAACCUAACUCAUUUCAUAUUUCUGAUACCACUGCUUAUGCUGGAAAUGACUUGUCGUUGGAUGAACGUGCCUACUACGUACCUGUCAAGUGGGCACUGCUAUCGCAAGUCUGCACAGCUCCAGUGCAAUAUGAGGGCUCCUUCGACGAGUCAGCCUACAUAGUGACCAAGGCAUGGUUGGAAGUAAAAGAGUUUGGCAUGAAGAAGGUGUUGUUUCUCCGGCUCGCAUACUCCAAUGCCCCUUCAAUGAAAAUCCGGCGGUCAGCAUGGGAUGGAGGGCCGACCACCAUCUCUCAAAAGUCAGGCUCCAUUUCAGCAUUGAUCAGCUCGCGCUUCAGCACAGGUCUGAUACCGGAGCCAAAGGGCAAGGUGGAAGUGAACUCUGCAAUCUAUCCGAAAGGUCCACCGGUGCCGAUCAGAAUACCAAGGAUGGCACGGUUUGUGGACACCAUCGAGAUGUCGAGAGGCCCAGAUGAUCUACCAGGCUACUGGGUGGUUACUGGUGCUAAGUUAUGCGUGGAGGGUGGGAAGAUCUUUCUUAAAGUCAAGUAUUCCUUGCUAAUAGAAAUGCCAGAGGAUGAUUUCUAACCUUAUGAAACAUCAGGCCAAAGGAACGACGUGCAAAUUUCGGGGAAAGUGAAUCGAAUAGUACAAUUAAAAUUACGACAGAAUCAAGAGAAUGAGGGGAAUUCAUUGUAGAUUAUCGCAAUGCCAGCCAUUUCCUGCAUUUAAUUAUGCUGUAUGAGGUUGUAAUAUAAGUUUCAAAUACGAUUUCGUACUCCUUUAAAAUAGACAGUUAAUGUAUAGGUCUAGAAGAUGAGAAGGGUUGGGGUGGAAGGGUUGAUGAUGAGGUUGGAAUGUGGACUAAUUCCUCUUACCAGGAGGGAGGAGAGAUAAUGAGUUGUCUUUUAUAUUUUAAGUCACUGGACAUCCUAAAAAGAGGAUUGAAAUGUC